Vanrija pseudolonga is the source of this 519-nucleotide messenger RNA. RefSeq lists its product as uncharacterized. Bases 1 to 519 code for a protein of 172 amino acids. Lineage: Eukaryota; Fungi; Basidiomycota; Tremellomycetes; Trichosporonales; Trichosporonaceae. The record is from RefSeq and is a predicted model, not a curated record. The transcript has a single exon.
AUGCCCCCACCCCCGCUCGGCCUGCCCGCAAACGUCAGCAUGGUCAGCAUCGCCCCUACAGCCAACGCGAGCAUCACCCCCGCGCAGCCACACACGCGCCCGAUCCCCGUCGCCGAGACGACAUGCUGGACGUAUGCGUCCGCCGGCGCGCUGCAGGUCUGCUGCGCCGGCAACGGGACGAGCUGGACUUCGCAGUCCGCGAGCGGGUUCAACAAGACACACAAGCACGCGGAGUGGAUCAACGGCAACCUCACCGGUGCUCACAGGGACACAAUCUACGCGUGUACCAUUCCGAGGGGGCGCGACUUCAAGGUGCUCCACGGCGUCGGGGGGUGCCUCAUCAGCAGCUUGAACAACAGCUAUACGCCGCCGGCGGGCGGGGACCCCCUGUUUCCCGAGCACACGGACCAGUGGAGGUGCGAGUACAAUCUGCCGUCUGCUGCGUCGUCCGCCAGCCACGCAAGAGUGGGCGUGAUGGCUCUACUGGUCGUACUUGCGUCGGCUGUCGUGGCGUUGUGA